GACUUUGCAUUUCCGGGAAGGUUGUUUUGUUUACAAACAAUUUUCUUCCCUCUCAGCUCGAGCACACUGCUCGGGAUGGCUGUGCACAGUACAGCCAUCACAAUCAGUGUGCUUACAGUGAAUAACACACCCCCACCCCCUAUUAAAGCACACAGUUAACCCUUUGAUCACCCUUCACAUUAACCCCUUCAUGCCCAGUGCUAUUAGUACAGUGUCAGUGCUUUUUUUAGCACUGAUCACUGUAUUGGUGUCACUGGAGAUGUCAGCGACAUCAAGUUAGUUCCCCCCAGUGUCAGAAUGUCCACCGCAGUCCCGUAAU
This is a messenger RNA of Staurois parvus, 319 nucleotides long. The record is from the annotation of a GenBank genome assembly. NCBI's taxonomy places the organism in Eukaryota, Metazoa, Chordata, Amphibia, Anura, Ranidae.